Messenger RNA from Syngnathus typhle (broad-nosed pipefish), 4303 nucleotides. RefSeq names its product lysine-specific demethylase 2B-like. The coding region runs from base 157 to 4158 and encodes 1333 amino acids. The transcript has 22 exons. The record is from RefSeq and is a predicted model, not a curated record. Gene Ontology annotation, biological process: regulation of transcription by RNA polymerase II; protein demethylation. Gene Ontology annotation, molecular function: protein binding; zinc ion binding; transcription coregulator activity. NCBI's taxonomy places the organism in Eukaryota, Metazoa, Chordata, Actinopteri, Syngnathiformes, Syngnathidae.
GGGGGACGCUAUCCACCAAUGUUUUGGUUCCUGGUGGUGACGUAACACAUAAAAACAUGGUUCCCUUGUUUUGGACCUGUGAAGCGUGCUACGUGCUAUGCACUGAGAUGCUGUUUCAAGGCUGAAAGAGUGGAAGAGACUCUCUUACAGCAGGCGAUGACUCAGGCCGAGGAAAGGUGUGCGGAGUCCGGCCGCCGGCUGCGUUCCAUUUGCCGGCAGCUGUACGAUGAGAACGAGGACCUGUCCGACGUGGAGGAGAUGGUCAACAUCCGAGGAUUCAGCGUGGAGGACAAGCUUGCCAGCGCUAACUACGCCGCAAACUUUGUGCAUUUCAUGGAAGCUAAAGAUUUCACUUAUGAAUAUGUGCAAAGGGAGGCACUACAAGUUCCACUCAUUUUCAAAGAGAAAGAAGGACUUGGCAUCAUAAUGCCCGAUCCGGAAUUCACAGUGUCGGAAAUUAAAGGCUUAGUCGGCAGCCGUCGCUCAGUGGACGUGAUGGACGUGAGCACGCAGAAAGGCUCGGAAAUGAGCAUGGCUCAGUUUGUGCGCUACUACGAGACGCCGGAGGAAGAGCGUGACAAACUGUUCAAUGUCAUCAGCUUGGAAUUCAGCCACACCAAGCUGGAGAACCUUAUCAAGAGACCCACUGUGGUCGAUCAGGUGGACUGGGUGGACAACAUGUGGCCGUCUUAUCUGAAGCAGAGCCAAACGGAAGGGACCAACGUCAUCUCGGAGAUGAAAUAUCCUAAAGUGCAAAGGUAUUGUUUGAUGAGUGUGAAGGGCUGCUAUACAGACUUCCACAUUGAUUUUGGUGGGACAUCCGUGUGGUAUCAUGUCUUCAAAGGGCAAAAAGUGUUCUGGCUGGUGCCCCCGACACUUCACAACCUGGCCCUGUACGAGGACUGGGUGCUGUCGGGUAAGCAGAGCGACAUUUUCCUGGGAGAUCGCGCCGACGGAUGCCAGAGAGUGGAGCUCAAGCAGGGAUACACCUUUUUCAUCCCCUCGGGCUGGAUCCAUGCGGUUUACACUCCCGAGGACACGCUGGUCUUCGGCGGAAACAUCUUGCAUAGCUUUAACAUUCCCAUGCAACUCACCAUCCACGAGAUCGAGAACCGUACCAAGGUUAACUCCAAGUUCCGCUUCCCUUUCUACUAUGAGAUGUGUUGGUACGUCCUGGAGAGAUACAUGUACUGCCUGACCAAACGGUCCUACCUUUCUCAGGAGAUCCAGAAGGAGCCUUUACUUACGGGUCAGCACAAUCACGCUUAUUAUGAGACUAAAGUCCACAUGGGGAGCCCCUGCUCUGACUCAAGAAGUCAGGACAUGAACGAGGACUGGUCCGAUUCACAGCUCAGGGAUGACCCGUGCGAAAAACCAGAAGUGGUUUCCAACCAGCAAUGCCCCAAAGCUAUGUUGUCCGCCUACUCGGAGGAAAGCUUCUAUCCCAUCUCCACUGCGGAUAUCCCAUCUGAAUCGCCGACCGUGGAAUCGCACAAUAAGUGGAUUCAUCUGACAGAAUUUGAAAUCAACGGGCUGAAGAGGCUGGUGGAAAAGCUGGAGUCUCUCCCCGAGCAUAAGAGAGAAGUUCCGGAGGGAUUGGAGAACCCGCUUGGCCUGCUGGAGGACAUGAAGGUUGUUUUAAAGGAACAUGCUGAUGAUGACCCAAAGUUAGCCAUCACUGGACUUCCAGUUGUUUUCUGGCCAAAGAAAACCAUGAAGGCUCGACCUCCCCACCGACCCAAGCCCAAGAUGGCGACGUCCCCGGCGUCAGCCCUCAAGGUUCCGGCUGGUCGCGGAGGCGGAGGGACGUCGAGCGCCAGGAGAAGGCGGACUCGUUGUCGCAAGUGCGAGGCCUGCUUGCGGACCGAGUGUGGCGAGUGCCACUUCUGCAAGGACAUGAAGAAGUUUGGCGGGCCGGGUCGCAUGAAGCAGUCGUGCAUCAUGAGGCAGUGCAUCGCGCCGGUGCUGCCGCACACGGCAGUGUGUGUGGUUUGCGGAGAAGCGGGCAAGGAGGACACCGUGGAAGAGGACGAGGAAAAGUUCCAGCUGAUGCUGAUGGAAUGUUCCAUCUGCAACGAAAUUGUACAUCCUCACUGUUUAAAGGUGAAAGAUUCCAGCGGUGUCGUCAACGACGAGCUACCUAACUGCUGGGAGUGUCCCACAUGUAACCACGCUGGAAAAACAGGCAAAGCCUCAAAGCAAAAAAGAGGUCCAGGGUUCAAGUACGCAUCGAACCUCCCGGGCUCGUUGCUGAAAGAGGCCCGUCCUUUCCGGGAAGUCAAGGAGGAGCCCGACGCAGCCUCGCCUUCGCCGACGACCUUUGGCGCCAAGAGAAAAGCCGAACGAGAUGAAGAGCUUCCCAAGAAGCGACCCCCGCUGCUGUCUCUGGAUGGCUCGCCUCGGCCGAGACUGGAGGAAAACCCUCUCCGGAAGAAGAGGAUGCUGUUUGACACGCAAGACGAACCUGUUGAUGUCAAAAGGAAGUUCUCAAAACUGGACCAACCGCUAGCUGCCAAACUCCUACGACACAUCAAGACAGAGAACGACCUCGGCGAGUACGAGGAUGACCUGGAAGACAGAUUCUCUUUGCAUAGAAUCCACUUCAAGGCCAAGAAGGAGUUGGACAGCCGAGAGGAAGACGACGGUAAGGAGGGAGAAAAAGACAAUUACAGCAAGAUAGAGGACAAAUCCAAAGUGCUCGUGAGUCCUCUGAGGAGAACUGGGGCAGGCGGGGAGAAUGAGCAGACGUCCAAAAAGGUGUCAGGAGCAGGACCCAGUGGCGAGGAGGCUGAGGAGAGGACCUCCCAGUUGUCACCAACCAAUAAACACAUCUUGAAAGGCUCGCAUCAACGCAGACGCCUGCUCAAGACCGAAGACGGCGCCAACCACCAGAACAGCCUGGCCAACCAGGUUCAAAGUCAGCCAAAGACAGAGGACGGCGCCGCCAAAAGGGAAGAGGCCACCAAUCAAAACAGAAAGACGGUCAGAUCGGCGGAGCUCCCAUCAAUUCAGAACCACAGGCCGCUCAAGGUGGAGCCUGAAAACGACGUGGCGGCGUCCGACCCAAGAUGGCCUCUGAACAACGGCAGCGGGGACCUCGGAGGCUGGAUGCGACACAGGCGGGAGGCCAACGGGACGGCGCGGCGCCUUUUUCCGCUCACCUGCAAUCGUAAUGCUCCGGUCGCGCCGCUGGCACCACGACCGCUGCCCUGCCGCUCGCCGCCCAAAUGCGUCCAAAUGGAGCGCCAUGUCAUCAGACCGCCUCCCAUCAGCCCACCGCCCGACCGGCUUCCCCUGAACGACGGCCUGGAACACGCCAUGCAGCGCGAGGCCUGGAUGUCCGUCUUCAGUCACUUGGCGCUCAAGGAUCUCUGUGUGUGUAUGCGCGUGUGCAGGACGUGGAACCGAUGGUGCUGUGACAAGAGGCUGUGGAAGCGCAUCAAUCUGAACCGCUGCAAGUCUAUCACGCCUCUCAUGCUGAGCGGGAUUAUCCGGAGGCAGCCGGUUGCUCUGGACCUGAGCUGGACCAACAUCUCCAAGAAGCAACUCAGCUGGCUCAUCAACAGACUGCCAGGUUUGCGGGUGCUGUUGUUGUCAGGGUGUUCGUGGGUGGCCGUCUCGGCUCUCUGCACCUCCUGCUGUCCUCUCCUGCGAACGCUGGACGUUCAAUGGGUGGAGGGACUGAAAGACGCCCAGAUGAAGGAUCUGCUCUCCCCGACAACCGAUAAUAGGCCAGGCCAGCUCGACAACCGUAGCAAGCUGCGCAACGUGGAGGACCUCCGUCUGGCCGGCUUGGACGUCACCGACGCCACACUGCGCCUCAUUAUCCGCCACAUGGCUGCGCUGUCCAAGCUGGACCUCAGCUACUGCAACCACGUCACGGACCAGUCUGUCAACAUUCUGACCGCCGCCGGGACCACCACCCGGGAUUCCCUGACCGAUGUUAACCUCUCAGUGUGCAACAGGGUGACCGACCAGUCGCUGACCUACUUCAAGCGCUGCGGCAGCAUCCGCCGCAUCGACCUGCGCUUCUGCAAGCAGGUGAGCAGGGAAGGCUGCCAGCGCUUCGUGGCCGAGAUGUCCGUCAGCGUUCAGUUCGAGCUGAUCGACGACAAACUGCUGCAGAGGAUCAAACCUGCUGCCGCUGCCUGCGAUUAAGGUGCUGCUCCACACAGGGGCGCCAAACCACCACCAUAAGAGGAACAGGAAGAAGAGGGUUGCAGUACCGUGAGUUGUCUCCUCUUGCCAACUACUGAGCCAGAAUGUAAAAAAAAAAAAAAAAAAAAUACAGUUCUUGUCAAAA